GGCCAACAUAUUCAAGGUAUCAUACCUAUCGCUAACUAGCAGUACCUACGCUCAGAAGCUCCCUCUCCUUCAUCCACAACCACAUACACACGAUGUCUUCACGGGCGCGAACCCUCCUCCUCCCCAGUCUCUACGCUGUCAGACUCGGACCUGCUCGGAGACAGUUCUCGGCCAUCGGCAGGAGCAGCUACGAUGGCGUCUACAAGGAGCUGCAGAUCAUGAAGCUGAAGAUGCCUUGGUUGCAAGCUCUCGCGGAGGCGAAAGCUGCUCCCGCGUCUGCUGCCGCGACCACGGCGCCGCAGGAGAAGAAGGAAUUAGUGCCCAAGAGGAUGAGCGAUAGCUACCACGAGCUGGUUCUUCCACUGGCGAACGACCAAUGGCUGGUGGAUACCUACAUCAACUCGUCCGGCAACCUCCGGCUGGGCGCGCUGUUCCAGGACUUGGACGCGCUUGCGGGCGUCAUCUCGUACAAGCACACGGGCGAGGGCAUCACGAUCGUCACGGCAGCUGUCGACAGGAUCUCGAUCAUCAACCCGCUCGACGAGUGGUGCGACCUCCACCUCAGCGGGUAUGUGAGCUACGUGGGGUCCUCGUCGAUGGAGGUGUCGCUCGAGGCGCGCAGGGUCGACACGAAAAGCAAUAAGCCGGUGCCCGGGCAGGAGGGGCUGCUGCUGACGUGUGCGUUCACAAUGGUCGCGAGAGAUCCGGCGACGAAGAAGGCGAUUGCGGUGAAUCCGCUGCUGGUCGAGACGGCGGAGGAGAAGGAGAUCUUCCGGCGCGGCGAGGCGUACAAGUGCUCGAAGAAGGCGCUGGCAAAGGUCGAUCUGGCGAAGCAGACGCCGAACGAUGAAGAGUCGGAUCUGAUCCACCAGAUGUGGAUGGAGCAGUCGAAGUACAAGGACCCGCUAAACGCCGCGACGAAGCCCGAGAAUACCAUCUACAUGUCCACAACCACAAUACAAAGCACUAUGAUCAUGCAGCCGCAGUUCAGAAAUCGACAUCAGCUCAUGAUAUUUGGUGGCUAUUUGAUGCGGCAGACCAUGGAAUUGGCGUUCUGCUGCUGCUCGGCUUUCGCACACACCAGGCCUACGUUCGUAUCGCUGGAUCCCAGCACGUUCCUGGCUCCGGUGCCGGUCGGGAGUAUAUUAUAUCUGACGGCGACGGUGGCGUACACCGAGCCCGGCUCGAAAGGGGGCAGUAGAGUCCAGGUGCGCGUGCAGAGUAAGGUGAGGGAUGUCGAGCACGGAAAGGUCGUCGAGACCGGUGUGUUCAAUUACACGUUCUAUGUCGAUAAGGACCUGCAGGUGAUGCCGGUCACGUACUCGGAAUUUAUCGACUACAUCGAUGCUAGACGUAGGGCGAAGCAGAUCGCACAGAUUGCGGCGGAUGAUGGCACUAAGAAGAGGGUUACCGAGUAGUAUCUGGUGUAAUUUGUUCGUGUUAAAUUCUGCAAGGGUCUUUCCUUUUAAUACCAUAGCUCAAUUGUUCAUACUUUCUACUUGUACAUAUGCUGAGAUCGUUACAUCCACCACGGUGACUCACAAGUCAUGAUUCGCUUAAUUCAAUAUUCAAUUUGCUAUCCCUCUAAUCUACC
This is a messenger RNA of Tricharina praecox, 1594 nucleotides long. Its product is annotated as HotDog domain-containing protein. The record is from RefSeq and is a predicted model, not a curated record. The transcript is spliced from 3 exons. Gene Ontology annotation, molecular function: fatty acyl-CoA hydrolase activity. Gene Ontology annotation, biological process: acyl-CoA metabolic process. Bases 93 to 1418 code for a protein of 441 amino acids. Gene Ontology annotation, cellular component: mitochondrion. Lineage: Eukaryota; Fungi; Ascomycota; Pezizomycetes; Pezizales; Pyronemataceae.